CACCAUUGGAAAAUUCUAAAUGUAUCACUCAAAAGUCUUUCCGAAACUCGUUGCUCAAAAGUCGAUGCGUGUAAGUCUCUAGACAAAAAUUGGUGUUCGGUUUUAAGAGCGUUAACUACAAUAACUGAAGAUAAAAGUGAAAAUGUUUCAACUUGCUGCGAAGCAAAAGGUAUAUUGAAAAGUAUAAAAACCUUUAAAACAUCAUUUAUGCCAAUAUUUUAGGGAGAUAUAUUAGAACGGUUUAAUGCAUGUAGUUUCUUACCUACCGUCAAUUCAAAUUGAUUUGGGUAUUGUGGUAGAAAUUUACCAGUCAUUGAUAAGUUUUAUACAUGAUAUUCGGUGUAAUGACAUGUUUAAUGAUUACAAAACUCGAGCAAUUGAAAAAUAUGGCAUUUCAAGUUUAAAUACAAAUACUAAACGUAAAAAUUUUUUCGAUGAAGGCAACAGUGAAGAACAUGUCUUUGAUGAUGAAUUUGAACAUUUUUAAGUAAAUACUUAUUUUAUGAUAUAAGACCAGAUUAAAUCUGAUUUAGAAAAAAGGAAAAUUGCCUAUGACAAUUUAACUUUAAAAUAUAAUUUUUUUUUUAUCACUUGACAGAACUAACAUCUGCUGAAAUUAAAAAAAAAAUCUGAGUCAUUGCAAGAUAUAUACAAAAACGGUUUAGGAUCCUAAUUCUCUGUAGAAUGUGUUCAUUUUCAAAGCCACGUUAAAAGUUUAAAAAAACAAAAAUGAGUUUUUUCCAAAAAAAAUUUUAGAAUAGAGUCUUUAUAUAAGAAACAACAAUUUAGAUGGAGUGGGAGGGGCGCAAAAACUGUAAAUACGGGCCUAGUCAUUAAUCAAGAUUAAUACUAUCCUAUUUUAUAAUAAGUUGGACCAAAUCACACGUAUUGAAAAUUAUCUUAUCAAAAUCGGUUGAAUAGUUUCAAGGUGGAUCGUAUUUAUUAUCUAUUUCGGUAAUUUUUUUAAAUUAAUUAUAAUAUUAUAAUGCAUGUUAUGCAUUUUUAAUACAAAGCCUAACCUCUGAUUUUUCAUAAAAGAGCGUCGUUCAAUGAUAUUAUCCACUGGUAUACUUAUUUCCUGGUAAAUAUGUAACAGUGCAAGCCCACAUAAGCGAUACUGGCGCGUUUAUUUUGUAACUAGAAAUCAAUGUAAGAGACAACGGUCGAAUCGUCAAAACGAAAUGAUAACACCAGAAACCUUGACCCGGUUCGACCAUAGAUAAAAAAAAUAUUUUAAUAUCUAUGGAUUUGACUAUAUAAUCAUAAUAUUAUAAACUUCAUGAAAAAUAAUUUUAAAAACCCCAAAACAAAUAACAAUGCACACAUUUAAUCAGACAAAUUUAUCUAAUUGCUGCAUUGAGGAGGUAAUUUUUUAAUUUCUCUUGUAGUUUUUUUAAUAAUGGGGAAAAUAUGGAAUAUUUUCGUUAUAGCGGUUUCUGUUAUUUUCGAUUAUUUUUUUGUUGCGAUUCGAUUUUUGCCGAACAAUAUGCAUAAAGGGUGAUUCACUAAGCGUACUCACCCCAUUUUUUUUUUUUUGUUAAAUUUUGUAUAUAUUCAAAUUCUAAUUUGUAGAAUUUUUGAGUGUAGUUAAUGCCGAUAAUUUCGAAUACUUAGAUUUUUCACAACAUUUAAGGAGUAUUCUAUAACGAUACCAACUUUGGUUUUUCAAAUGCUAACCUAUAUUAAAAAUUCCAUAAAUAGAUGGAGUAUUACAGAGUUGGUAUUGCGGCAGAAUACUCUUUAAAUGUUAAGAAAAAUCUAAGUAUUCGAAAAUAUAGAAAAUUAACUACAUUUAAAAAAUUCCACAAAUCAGAAUUAGAAUAUACACAAAAUUUAACCGAAAAACUGGGAUAAGCACGCUUUGUCAAUAAUUCCAGUGGCGUAACUGGAAUUUUUUUUAGCAGGGUGUUCUUAUUUUGUGUUUAGAUGUAAUUUUGUAACUUUAUUGUGCGCAUGUAACACACAUAACAUACUUAAUAAUUAUCUGUGUGUUACACAACACAACGUGUAGAUAAUGAAUAACUGUAUGUAGUGAAAAUUAUAAUUUUUGACGGUGGGGGGGGGGGUGUUUUGGUGUUCAAACAGCCCUCACCCCUCGCUACGCCACUCUGAAUCAUUCUGUAUGUGUAAAUAUUUUAUUACUUUAUAGACGUGGUACAAUUUUCGAAAUAUUCAACUGUAAGUACAUACUACAUUUAAUGUUACUGUGUUAUUUAUAUAACAAUUAUUUAAUUAUUUAGUAUACCAUACUCGCUCAAACAUUAUGUAUGCACACUGUACAUUCAUAUUCAUCUAAAGCCGCAAUAUCGUUUUUCAGUUGAACACUUUUCGCUUUUUAGUUGGAAUAUGAAAAUGUGGUAAAACAAAGUAAUAACAAUAAUAAUAUUAUCAACCUGAAUAAUUGAGAGUAGUCAUAAACAUAAUGUGUUUAAAAAAGUCACCUCCGAAAAAAAUUUCGCUUGGGGCGAUCAUCCAGCGUUCAAUCCAGGUAUACUCUAGGGGGGGGGGGAAAUGCCUCUUCUAGAAUUUUAUUCGCCCCUCCCCUCUCCUAAAAAAUACAAUAACUGUAAACAAAAUGUAUUUAUUAAAUGUACAGUACUCGUUACUCUUUCCAAUUUAAAUCGAAAUGAGCAAAAAUAGUGAGCCCUUCCCAGAGAAAUUCUCUGAAUUCCACACUACGAUCACCCUCAACCUACCAACCGCCCUAAAUUCGUCAAGCAAUAAUGCCAAUAACUGCCACUAUUGUUGAUAUAUAUACAUCGUGUAUAAUUUAUCCUCGAGUUCCGGAGUAACACACAUAGGAUAUGAUUUAUUGCGAAACAUCGUCGUUUUUUCCGCCGGUUUCCUGUGCGGACGUCGCGGUCGGUCGGGAUAACGAUACAUUUAUAAAAACGUUGUUUGGCCGACCGAGUCGACCUUCCAAUAUGGUGCGGCUAUCGCGGAACGAGCGAAUCAUCUUGACCCGUCUACGCGUCCGUCGUGCGUCGGGUGGCAGACCGGUUUGUGACGGCUCGCGUUCGCGAUAUUUCUUUGGAGCUGUAACCACCACGCGGAUUUGCCUUCCGGCGAAGUGCCCUCCGCUCGCGUAGCGUUCAUUUUCGUGCGUGUGGUUUUGGUAACGGGUCCCGUUCACCGACCAUACCCAUUUUAGAACAUAAGAUUGGUACUUGAAUGCCGAACCUGCGUCUAACUUAUAUAACUAUUAUCAAACCGGUAUGGCUGGUAUAAUAAUUCGUUAUCUGUGCAUUUCUAUGCGUAUAUUAGGUAGAUAUCAUUAUAUUAUUAUAUUAUUACAAUAAUGAUAAUUAUACAUAAUCCGGGGCCUAUAUUUUUCGUGUUGCAGUUUGUAACAUAUACAUUUUGCAGUUGCAAAAUACAAGCGUGAGCACUCGUUGCAAAUUAUCGCGUCAUGUUGUUGGACGCAAAAGUAAAAGUUUUUUAAAAAUAUAUUGUCAAUUUAUCAUAAAGUAUAUAGUAUUAUGAUGUGCCAUUUUUGUUUAAUGUAUAACGGCCGUAUCUAAAAUAGUAAAUCUAAAAUGUAUUAUGUACCGACUUGUAAACAAUGUUAAAAAUGUCUAAAAACAAUCAAUAGAGAUUUAAUCAUAAUAUACCGUUUUCGAGUUUAUUGACGUGCAAUGGAAAUUUGAAAGUGCAACAUUUUCAUAUAACUAAGUUUUAUAAAAAAAAAAAAAAAAAAUAAGAAAAUAUAUCUAUUCUGGUUUAUUCAUGCCAUAAAUCAGUAAAGUUAUUAUAAUUUUUUUUUUUAAUAUCAGAAACACGGUUCAUUUGCAUCAAUGUUUACAUCAGCGAUGCAAAUCAUCAAGACAUUAGUUGUGCGGUUAGUGCCAUUAAAUAGAUUAUGAUACAUGAUAUACUAAACCAAUUCAUCAGGUUUAAAUCUUUUAGCCUUCGGUGCAAAUAGUACAUUAAAUCAAAAAUGCUAUUAUUAACUUAUCUCCCCUUUAACUCUUCUCAUUCCACUCUUUAUUCUUGCUCACUCUCAUUUAUAUUAUGAUCAAGCCCUAAUCCGGGAGAUCAUGUUUCUCGGGCCCACAGAUAUAAAGGAUCCAUUGUGUCAUUAAUUAUUCAUUCAACGGUCAUUAAAAAUUAUUAUAAAAUUAAUAUUAGAGGACACAUUUUCAAGUUUAAAUCCGGUAUUUAUCGAACCCUGAAUGUGGUCUUGGCUAUAAUUAUAUACGCAGUAGGUAGCAAACAUUAUUUUUAAAAUCCUUGAUGCUGUUAUAGUAAAAUCAUAUUUUAAUAAUAUAGUACAUGGUUAUGAUGGAUAUCGACUAUCGUAUACAAUGUACAUGAUACAUUAUAUUUAUAAUUAAGGCAAAAUAAUAGCCUCAAUAAAAUAAUGAACUAUUUUGGAUUGUUCUUUUAAUGGUUGAAAUAUACAAUAGAAUAUUUUGAUUUUAUAUUAAAUUAUUUGGCUGAAGCUAUUUUCUGAAAAUUAGGAAAUCUGAAUAGAUUUUCUUUGAUAUCUAAAAUAGUUUUUAAGCCGUUUAAGUACGUGUACUUGGGUUAUUAUUAUUGCUUUGAAGAGAAAAUAAAAAUAACAUUUUAAAUAAGUUGAAUAUUUUUUUUAAAUAAUUGUUUAGAUCUUUUAAUUGAUACUAUUUCGUUGUCUAAGUAUUGGAAAAUAGCGGAUAUUUUAAUGAUUCAAAAAUUAUUUGAGAAGAUACCUAUAUGUUGCCUAUAGUGUAUGUUAUUGCAUCUAAUUAUCGAACCUAACCACUCUUUUUACCCAUUUAGUCUAACUAUACACAAUUAUGUUCUCCAUCGGCUCUAUUGAAUGAUUGGUCGCACGUGGUAAAGAUAAAUCUAAAAAUAUUUCAUAUAGUUUGAUACCUAACUCUAGCAGCUUUUAAUAAAAUAUUUACCUGUUUACAUUUUUUAGCAGUAUUAAACUAUUUGAUUAUCAAUAGUAGAAUUAUUCCAUAUAGUUAUUCAUAUUUCAUUUCUUAUACAUUCGCAAAUACUUUACGAUACCAUGACGGAAAAACAUGUGUAGAUUAAUAUUAUGUUUGGGAUUAACAACAUAAUGGUUCGUUCGGUUUUUCACUGUUAUUCAUAAAGGUAAACUCAAUAAAUAAAAGUCGUGUGACAUAAAAAAAAGAGCUGAUACUGGAGACGGACGCAACCACUGUUGUAGGCGGGUAGUUGGAAAGGUAUAGGAUACAUAAAGUUAUUUAUUCUAUCUACCCGUAAGUAACGAUAAACCAUUGCUUAUCAUGCAUUAUAUACAGAGUGUCACUCGAAAAUAUUUUCAUUGGGAUAUCUUGGAACGUAUUAACUUUUCAUAAUUUCUUUUUUUACAAUAUAAGAAAUAAGUAGCUCUUAAAUGUCAUAUUAUCAUUAUUUUGAGUCACUCUUAUUUUUUGGGGUGAACCGAUUAUCUAAUUUUAAUUUUCAAAUAGCAAUUUAUAAUAAUAUUCCAUAAAUAAACGGAGUACUAGUAUAAACACAUUUUGGUGUUAACAAAUUAUUUGAUUUCCGUAGGCCCGUUGACGAAGUAUUCCACUUUUAAGUUUGGGUAGGGAAGAGUAGCGAGUACCUAUUAUUCAGACGUCACGCACUAUGAUGUCAUACAAAUAAUGCUCCACUACUCCCUAUCCACCCCCUAUCCAAACUUUAAAGUGGAAUACCUCGUCAACAGGUAUAGGGAAAUCAAAAAUGUCAACAUAAAAUUGUAUUUUUUAAUAUAAUAAUAAUCAGAAAUUUAUAUUACUGGUAGGUAUUGAAUUUUGAAAAUGUAAUUAGUAAUUACUCAUGUUACAUCAUGCUAUCAUUGCUGUAUUCUAUACUGAGGCUUAUUUGUGGUAUAAAAUUGUACAUAAUUAUGAAAACGGAAUUGGUUUUAUUUUAUCACUUUUAGCAUUAUGCAAGAAAUAUUUUGUUAUUGAAUCCUUGACACACGUAAACGAGUUGAUAUUGAUCAUACAUAAUACAUUAAUAUACCUAUUUACUGCAUAGAGAAAACGGGUUAAAACUUAUACAUCCUGUGUAGGCAAUGAAUAAUGAUUAUUUUAAUGACAUCAUGUAUAAGUAAAUAAAUAUAUUUUGUACAGGUUAUGAUCGAAUUAAUACAAUGUUUCACAUUUGCGUUUAAUAAUAAAUUCACCGAUUUGACCAUUGGAACGAGGUAUUGCUAGAUUGAUUAUAUACAUAGGUAGCUAUUAUAGUACUUAUUUAUAAAACAUUGCAUUUUUUCCGGAAUAAUUUCUAGUCACUUUUUCUUCUACCUUUUCCUCGAUUUCUAUCUAUCUACACCAAUAUCCAUCUUCUUAAGCAUCUCAUAAUUUCUCCCCUCUCAACAUGUUCCUAUCGUCUCAAUAUUCUCUCUCAUUUUUCAUUUUUCAAAAGGCCUAACUGCUGUUUAUCUAUAUGCAAUAAGCCUAAAAAACAGUAAGCGGAUUGAGAAAAGUAGUUCGCAAACGGACUACCUCAUUGCAAAGACCCUAGCCUUUUCGCAAAAAGAAUAAUUUUCCAUAUGGCCUACGAAAUAUAUAUAGUACCUAUUUAAUUAUUAUUAUUAAAGUUUUUUGGUUUUAUGUACCUCGGUAAAAAUGUUGUUAUUUAUUCUUAUCAGCAUUCUAAGUAAAAAUACAAACAAUAUGUAUUUAUUAUAUAGUUCCAAAUGAAUAUAAUUGUUGGUGGCCUAACAUAAUCUAUAACAAAAUACUUAUGAGUAUCUUACUAUUACAAAACAAUUUUGGGUGGGAGAGACUAAAAUAUGUUACUAUUAAAUAAUUUCGUGUGUUAUAAAUAUUUGUAAUACUAUCAAAUAUUGUUACAGGGACACCGUGUUACCGUGUAUAAUUCACACAAUUCAUAUUGAAUGUAAUUUUUACUUAUCAAAUUAAUGUCAAAAAUUACUAAUUCUUAGUUUGUUUUUACUUACGCUGUUUUCAUAAUUUUCUAAAUAUAGAUUCAUUUAAAUAAUCAUUGAUAGUUACCCAAAACUUAAUAAAUAAUAAUUAAAUAAGUGAAUAGCUGGUUUUGCUGUGAGUAGUAUAAAAGUGACCUAUUUUUACCUAUACUUAUAGUUAUUUUUAAUAUUGAGUGGAGAAAUUUAAAUAAUAGCAUUAGGUUAAACGAUACUUAAACGAUUAAACGAUACUUAAUGCUUUUAUAUGAAAUUUAUUUUUGUGUGCAAAAUAAGUCACUUUUAUAUUUGUAUACAUUAUAGGAACAUAAUAUUUUUAUUUUAGUGUACACCAAGAAUAAAAACGAGUUAUUGUAGUUUUCAAUAGUAGCUAUUUAGUAAGGCCAGUAACAAUGAUUGUUGUACAGAUAUUAUUGUGAACACUAAAUAGGAAGGUAUAUAUAAAUUGUAUAAAUCACUAAAUGAGCUUUACUCCUAUACUUGAAACCAAACGCCUUUCCCAUUCGUGGCCCUGGAUGACAUACCUAUUAAAUUUAUCCUGCGUAAAUUAAGAAGUAAAAAAGAAAUAGUAAAAUAUUUUUUUAAAUCUAAUUUUUAAUUAUAACCAAUACCAAUUAAUUUUUAAAAGGUUUAUCUGUUAUCCCACAACAACUAUUAUUUUCAAAUUUCAAUUUACCCUUUCAAUCUUUUUUGUUAUUCUUAUCUACUAGUUAUAGUUUUCUAUAGUCGUUCAUAUUAGGAAAAUUAUUCUCCUUAGUUUGUGUUUGCUUAAUUUAGUAGUUUUUAUUCUUUCAAAUAUUUACAUUUAUAAUGUAUUUAGAUAAACUUUCUCUGUCAGUUCAAACAUAGCCACAUAGGAAACCAAUAAAAUCAAUUAUUAAUAAUAGUUAUUCACGUCCAUUGAAUUAUGUAAAAGACACUGUAGGUGUAGUUAUACCAAGUAAAACAAUUAUUAUUUGUUUAUAAAUAAUUACUUUUAAACAAUUCUAGUAAAAACAGUGUACCGAUUUCAGUUGGUUAUUAAUUGGUUAAUACUUAUAGGUAUACUUAUCUUUAUGCAUUUCAGACUGGUAUAAUUACUAUUAUAAUUAAUAAUACUUAAUGACAUUAAUAUACGUUUAUUUAUAAAUCAGGAUACAAAUUAAUGAAAACAAUUUAUUUAUUAAUCUAUUCAUUAAAAAAAAAAUAAUAUUAAACACAUUUUUAUUUACACCAAAAAAAUUUAAAAAAAAAUUGGAGGUCUUUUAAGAAUAUUAUUCUUCCUCAUAUGCUUCAAAAAUAUAUCUAUAUGGCACGCACAAACCAACAAUAAUAAUCCGAAUAGUUAUUAAUUGAUAACAAUAAUUACUAUUUAUUUUUCUUCUUAUUAAAUCCUUGUUAAUCGAACAACUCAUUGUUAACCAUUUUAUCGAAACCAAUACGAUAUCUUUACACAUAUAUAUUAGUUAUAAUUUACCUAUUAUAAAUAAAUGUAUAUACAAGUAAAAUUUUUUUUUUAAAUUUUAAUAUAAUAUGUAUAGGUUUAUCCUGUACGUUGUAAUAAUAUAAUAUUGAUAAUAAUAUAUAGGUAUAUUUUUAUAAUACCUACAUAUAUAUUUACUUUGAUAUUUUGUGGUUUAUUUGAAACUGCAAUGAUAUUGAUUUUUGUUAAAAGUAGAAAAGUUCAAAAGAAAAAAAAUAAGGCUCGGAAAAACAUACAUUUUGACGAAUUCGAUUUAAAUUAAUAAUAAUUGAAGUUACACCUAUCACUAGUAAAUUUUAAUAAAUAAAUUAUCUAUUUAUUAUUUGUUGGUUUUUUAGUCAAUUUGAUGGUCUUUUUAUUUAUGUACUUUUGAAAAAAAAAUCCGGUCAUGUCUGAACCCCUUUAAGCAUAUAAGUAUAUUUUUUACCAUUCUAUAAGAGAAUUUGGUUUAAUUGAAUAAUAACAAUUAUUAUUUAUCUUUUUAAUUAAACUGUAAAAUAUUUUUAGUAACUUAUAAUAAGGAUUAGGCUAGGAAUUUUUUUGGAAGGAGAGGGGCACAGACCCCAUGGACUCUUCCUGAUUACUUGUUUGAUAUGGAUAAACCUCUGAAUAAACAAUGCCUUAAUAAACGUUGAAAUACAAUUAUUUUUCAUCAUUCGCAUAUUACCUAUAUUAUUAAACGUCAUGCUUCCACGCACAUAUUAUAACGCACUGUAAAACUCGGCGACCUUGCCACCACUUUUUCCAAUAUUUACUUACUCUACCCCCCCAAUAAUCAUUAUUAUUAUGGUCGUAUGGACUUCUCGAGAGGAAACAUGUUUUGUAUAUGGUUACCGUUCAUAUGGGCAACGAUUUAUUCGACGACGGUCAAUGAGUAUUCUAUGUUUAAAUACAAAUUAACGGAAAUUUUUUCUCUAAAAAAAUAAUAAUGACUUUAAUAAAUGAUGAUUCUGGAUCUAUUCUCCAUGGUAAGUUGUAUAUUGAAUUUUAACUUUAUAUAAAAUUUACUGCACAAUGACACACCUAUACAUUUUUAGUUUUAAGCAAGCAAAACCUUAAAAUUAGCAAUUAAUGUAAUUUAUGUUAUAUUGUUAACUAUAAUAAGUAAAUAAGACUUAAAAAAAAAAUCAUAUGCAUAUAAAUAUAUAUAUAUAUAUAUAUAUAUAUAUAUUACUAUGAUAGUAUCUAUAUAAACAAAUUCGUAAGAUAAAGUAAGUAAUUCAUUAACUUAUUUAAAAAGUCAUAAAAUAGUUUAUAAAUUAAUUUUUGUACCUAAUUUAAGAUAUGAUUAGGUAUCAUAGUAAAAUACCAUAUACAAUAUACAUUGUACCAUAUACAACAUUAUUGUUAGGUUAUUCAAUUACAUUAUGUUGGCACGAGUAUUAAAAAUAUUAUUUGUUAUUCAUAUUUUUCAGAGUCAAUUAAAGUCAAAGAGAAAUCAGUAAUUCCAAUUACAGCAGAGGAAGAAUACGCAAAAAAUCCAGAAAUUUCAAAACAAAAUAUAGAAGACCUAAGAAAAUGGAUAGCCACACAACCACAUUUACCUCAAAAUGUAACAGGUGAGUCUUCCAAAAAUUUAAAAUACGAUAGUAUUUAAUUAGUUGAGUAGCAAUAAAUAAUUAUUAUUUUAAAUGCGCUUAAAUAGUUUACUACGAUUUAUAGUAAUUUACUAAAUGAAAAUAACGACCAAUAAUCUUCAAUAACUCUAUUCUGUGAUGUAGGCAUAUUACGUUUCUUACUAACCGUUUACAAAUUUGUAAUUAAAUAUUAUACCUAUUAUAAAUGUUCACUAGUAUUUUAAAAUUUGUUUUAGGCUUUCCUAUCUAUGUUUGUGUCUAAUAAAUUUAUGCUUCACAUUAUACAAAUGCAAUUUCAUUUUUUAUUACACAGGUACAAAUAUGUAUUAAGGUAUAUAAACUAAUUAUAAUUCUACAAGUAUUAUAAUAAUAUAUUGAAAUACUUACCAUUCAAAUCUAAAUUAUUUAUAAUUAUAAAUAUUUAUUUAUAGGUCUAUGGUCUAUACUCUCGUUAUUUAUUUAAUGAAUAUCCAUUAUAUCUAUUAUGUUCACUAAUGUAGUAUUUUAUUCGUUGAAUAAUUCAAUUAACAAGACUAGAAACGUAAUGAAAUUAAUUAUAAUAAAAUUAAAUAUAUACCUACUAAAAGAGCUGAUACUACUAACAGUUGCGCUACUGUGGUAGGUGGGGAGGUAGGAUACAUAUGUUUAUCUAUUUUAUUUUUAUAAGCAACGAUAAAUUAUUGCUAACGAAAAACGAUUCUGAGUGUGGUUCGUUUACACAUGAUUUGAAAGACGCUAAUAUUUACGAUUUUUAUUGAAAUUUGAUCUAAAAACCAAUACAAAAAAAAAUAUUACAAGAUACUAUUUUUUAUUUGAUUUGAUUACUAAUAGUACAUUAUUUAUUACGAACUUCCUGUUAAAUUGCAAUAAUUUCUGUUAGAUCAAACAAUUAUACCUACAUAGCAUCAACCAGAUAUAAAAACUUUGUAAAAAACUGGCAAACAUAAAAGAACUAUGAAUAGCUUAAAAAUAGUCAAAAUAUUUUGAAAAUACUACCACUUUAAAAGCAAGAAAUUAUUAGUUUUCUGUAAAAUAACAAGUUUCUAUGAAUAUUUUUAACUAAAUUACAACAAAAAGAAAAAAUUAAAAUUAAUGAAAUCAUUAAUUCCGUAAACUUUCCCGUGUGUUGUACAUUUUUUCCAGUUUUGUUUAAUUAUUGAGAGAACUACAAGGAACAUUAAAAAACGUUUUACCUAUUCACUAACUAGAUCCAAAAUUGAACAAAAAAAGGUAUUUUUUAGUUUUUUGAUUAAAGUAAGAUUUCUUGUAGAAAAAUUGCUCAUAAACUAAAUAAAACACAUCAUAGUAAAACCACUAGCUCCCUCAUUUGCUCCGAAUUUAAAACAAAAACAACAAAAAUCUAAAAAAAAUAUGUAUCAAAUUUUUCAAUUUUUAAAAAUUAAAAUUCAUUUAAGUAUAACAAAUUGCCACGCAGGGAUUACUAAUACAACUCUAAAAAUGCGCAUAGGUAGCGAAACCAUUGUAAAGGAAUUAUAAGGGAUCCAUAUUAUGUAAGAUUUUAAAAAUUUAACUAAUUGUACCGAAAAAAAUAUUACUGUUAAAAAGAAUAUGAUAUAAUAUGCUUACGACAUAAUAUUUUAUACAUUUAUUAAUUCGUAUUAAAUGUGUUUACUACAAAUACCAAAAAAGAAACAAUUUGAAUGAGUUUUUAAUAGUUUUUACAUAUAUGUAUAUUGCUUUCUGUCAGAAAAUUCCUGAAUCAAAUUCAAGGUCAUCCGUUCAAAACACCUGCUUUAUUAUUAAUUUUUUUAUUAACUGAAUAUUUUUAAAAAAUUGUAUGUUAACCUAUGACAAAUUAAUAAAUUAUAAGUAAACAACCUGUAAAUACAGGAAAUGUACCUUCAAUUGAGUUAUAAAGUUACUAGUGAUAAAAUAAUAUAGAUACGUACCUAAAUACGUUGAUUAGUUGAUCACCUUUAAUAAUUUUAUAAAUUUAUCAUAAAAUUGCUUAUUAUAGCAAUAAUGAUAAUAAUAUAACUGCUUAUUAUAUGCUAUUAUAUCAAGGUAUUAUGGAUUUUUCUGAAUUAAUAAACUUCUAAAUCAGGUUUUUUUUAAAUAUACAAAUGAGCCACAUAAAAGUUUAAAAUUUAUCUAUUAGUACCUACCUAAGCAUAAUUAUUAUUGUGUGUUAUAUUAUAUUAUAUUUUAUAUUACAUUAUAUAAACAAUUUUUUAUUAUUUUAUUUUUACAUGCUACAACCAUUCUACAUUGUCCAACAAAACUUCAAAUAAACCUAUUAUUUUACCAAAUAGAAAUACUAGGUAUUUUAAUUUAAUUUUUAAUUUUUAAAUUUGAAAACCACAGUCGUAUUUUUUUUUUAAUUUUUAGAAGGGGCUUAAAUAUAUUUGGUGUAUAUAGAUUUAUUAUUUGGCAAGUUUUUCUAAAGUAUUAUAUUGUUUAUAAAUUUAUAAUAAUCCAAUAUGCAGUAUGAUGAACGAUAUAGGUAAGUACCUAGUUAAUUUAGUGUUAUUAAUUGUAAUCAGACAAUAAAUUUAUGAUUUGAUCAAUUAUUACAACAUACCAAUACCAAGUUUAAUUUCAAAGUACAUAUUAUUAUAGUAUCGACCUAUAAUAUGUGUAAUUAAUCAAUAUUAAAACAUAAAUUAUAUUAACACUUAAAAAAAAAACACUUAAUAACACUUUAUAAAAACUGUCAUUAAAAAAAAAAAACCUUGCAUUAUUUAAUAUAAAUAAUAUAAUAUAAUAAUAUAAUCUUAAUAUGUCAAUGUUUAACUAUGGGGGGGGGGGGCGCUAUAAUACAAAACUGAUGUUAUAAAUUAAUAGAAUAUGUUGAUAUCAAAUUAUUUACAUAAAAGAUUUGUUUACUAUCGCAUAAAUAAUUGAAGCAUUAUAUAUGUUAUUGUUUAUUAGUAUGAUGACCAUUGACCACACAAAGAUAACAUCGAUCUUUAUAACAUCGUAAAUUAUAAAAUGGAAAUUCUAGGUAUUAGUAAUUUUAUUUGUUGGUAUAUUGUGUUUAUGGUAAUGUUUUUAGAAGAAAAUGAUUUUAAAAUUUCAUAUGCAAAUUAAUAAGUUGAAAAUAACAUGGACACACAUGGUACCUAUAUUAUCGGCUAUGUUAGAGUAGUCACUAAUAAUUAAUAGUAUAUUUUUUUUUUUUCUAAGAGUUUAUUUAGAACAAUUACAAUUUAUGACAAAAUAAAUAUUUGAGUUACCUACGUUCUACUUCAAACAAUCAAUAGUUGAAAUUAAGUCUUAAAUAAUUAGGAACUUGCAAUAAAGCUUAUACUAUUUUAUUAAAACAUAUCUUGCACUCAAAACUGUCACUUACCUCUAUCCUAGACUUCAGUUAAAUUUGAGAUGUUAUAUUGUUUGGAAGUGUUUGUAACUAUCAUGUGAAAUUAAUGAUGAGGCAAUCAAAUGUUGUCAUGUAAUUGUUUAAGGCGUGCAACCUUUUUAGAUCCACAAUUUAUUUAUUUUGAUUAGGUGAUCUCUAAUUAUUAAUAUUACAUAAGUAUAGUAUAUAUACAAUAUUUAUAUUCGUAUAAAUAAAAUUUUUAAUUUUAGACAAUUUAACAUUUAUUUGAUAUAAUUAUUCCAAAAUAUCAAUAAUCAUAAAAUCUAAAAUUGGAUAAUAUAGAAUAAUAUAUGUAUACUCGUAUAGUAGGUAUAUAAUUUAAACUAAAAUAUUAAUUUUGUGUUAAAUUACUGAAAGCUAUUAAAAUUUCGUGACUCCCAGGUUACACAAUGUACACCAGUGGUUUAAGGUUCUACUUACUCAUAAUAUACUCAAUUAUAAAAUUAAGAAUAAAAUAUUUAUUAAAAUAGAUAUAUUUAUACACAAUAAGUCCCCAUCUACAUAAAUUAUGUUACGUAGGAAUAUAUAUAUAUAUAAUAUAAAUAUAUAUAUAUAUAUUAUAUAUCAGGAGGGUAUUCCUAAUAUAUGAGUCAUUUGUGUAUGUAUUGUGUAGUAAAUUUAUUAACCCCAUAAUUUGUGCACGUACUAGAGCCAAUAUUAAGAUAUUUUUUAAACUUUCUAAAAUGAUUUGCCAAUGUUAUAUUAUGUCUUCGUCAAUUCAGACAUAAUAAUUAACCCGGGAUGUAUGUAGGUACCUAUUCAUGAAUAUAAUAAUAGGUCAAUAGAUGUAGGCAAGUAAUAGUAUAAGCAUACAUUAUAUGCUUAUACAACAUGUAUGCCAUAUAUAUUUUCAGCAUGGGCGUUACAAGCAUUAUUUUUUAUAUAUAUAUAUACAUAUGUAUAGAAGGGGUAGCCAAUAUAUUUUUGAUGUUAUGUAAACUUAAAUCCACUCUUAAAAAGAUACGGACAUACUUCAUUGGGCACUGUUGUAGGUGAAAAGUUUGAAAUGUAGAGGGGAAAUUUAAUGUAUAUACAUGUACGUAACGAUUAAUCAUUGCUAACAAAAAACGAUUCUGAAUGGAGUUUGUUUAAUAGUGUUGUAUAUAAUAUAUAUAUAUAUAUAUAUAUAUAUAUGUUAUAUUAUGGUAAAAUAAUUAAAAAUGCAUUAUAUAUUUUCCUAAAUAAUAUUUGUUUAAUAUUGUACCUAUUUCCUCGUUUUUCCCAUGUUUUUCCUCGGUUUUUCUCAUUUAUUGGGAAAACUCCUGGAGAAAUCAAAAAAUAACUUCAUUCGAGUACCACCCCAGUCAGAUUUAUUUUCGGAAAUAGUGCUAUAAUUGAAAAUUGGAGUAAAAUUGCAAGUAGAUAAAUUGUUCACAAUAAAAAAAAAAUAAAUAUCAUUGUAAAACCAAUACAUUCCUCGGUCCACUCAGAAUCUAAAGUAUAAAAAAUAAUAUCUAUAAUAUCUAUUCUAAUAUUAUAGAGGGAUGACCGGUGUGCCACUCUUGUAGGUGAGAACGUAUAGCAAAUAUAAUUUUCAUAUUUUAUAGUUCAUUUAUAUUCCAUAGUAUAUUUAGUAGAUAUCUCUAACUACAUACUUGUACGUGUCUAUAAAUGUCAAAAGUAUAAUAUGUUUUUAUUGUAAAGUUGUUUUUAAUGAAAAACACGGACUUGGGGGAAGCUCCCAACCUAACCUUAUGGGCAAUUUAUAAACUGAGGAAAAAUAGGACGUGAAUGUAUUGGUCGGCUAUAUACCUAUUACCUAUGCAAAUUUCUCAAUUUCAAAGUUAUUUUUGGAUCUUAUUUUCCUCUCAAAGUUAUACAUAAAUAUCAAAAAGAUUAAGGGACAAAACUAAGUUGCAUUUGUUUUGAGACCAGGAAGUCAUUAUAUAGGCGCUUUGACUCUACUUUACAUUGAACACGUAAAAGGGAAAAUUUAAAGUACCUAUUCAGACUGUCUUAUAUAAUUUGUGAGUAAAUUUUUUUCUUAGUUAAAAGGCUUUUUAAUUCUCAUGAUACCCGUGGUGGAAAAGUAAAAGCAUAGUAAGUUCAUGAUAGCACUUAAUUAUGGAUCUUCUCCAAAAAUUUUAUUUGUAAAAAGUCAGUAUAUUUCUCAGCUGACAUGGACCUCAUAUUAGUAUUCAAGUUAUGAGAUUUAAAUCGUUAAAACCAGAAUUUAAAACUGCUUUUUUGUCACCAAAACUUAUUUGACGGAUAGGAGUUUCAAUGAAAUCAGGUUAUAGGUUAACCUAUAAGUACACCUAAAAAUGUCAUAUUCUUUUGAGUCCAACUUAACGUUUGCGAAAUCACUUGAUAAUUUAGAUAAUUUGGUUUACGUAAACUUCGUAUAUUUUGGUAGUAGAUUUCAAGACAAAAUGGAGAGUUAAUAUUUAACAUAGGACUACUAUUAUAUACGUUAUUAGAAGAAUAAGCCAUAGGUAUUGCAUUUAAAUAUAUAACACUCAGACAAAAAAACUUUUAAAAGUAGCCUUAUUACUGUAAGUUAUCACUAUUGCAAUACAAACUAUAAACAAUUCUUUAAAAAAAAAAAAAAAAUAUGUUCAGGUAAAUCCAAAGAAGAUGAUUGUAUUAUGGUAUAUGGUAUUAUAAAUUAAAAUGAUAUUAUAAAUAAAUAAUGUUAUUUAUUAUACAUAUUAUUUUUAGAGGAAAUGCUGAUAUUAUUUUACCACAGUUGCUAUUUUCAAAUGGAACAAACAAAAAGUUGCAUAGAAAUAUACUAUACGCUUAAAGCAGAUACGCCUGAAUUUUUUGAAAAUCGAGACACUUCAAGACCAGAGAUAAUAAAUGCUCUCAACACUUUGUAAGUAAAAAAUAGUUUUAUUCUAUAGGUACGAAAAACUAUUGAAUUAUUUAUGUACUGAUUUAAUAUAUUGCCUAUAUUUUAUAAUUGACUAUUGUUCUCUAUGGUUGAAGGAUAUAUAAUUAUUUUUCUUGAGUAUGCUGUUGUUUUAUUUUUAAAAAUUUUUUUUUAUCAUAUCAGUCAUAUCUCUUUUAAAAAUUACCGAAAAAUUACUAAAAAAGUACCGAAACAAUAGCGCCAACGCCGUCAACAACUUCCUCUAAUAUCAAAACCAAUAUCACAAUGAUGUCCCAAUAAAUGAAAAUCUGCUGUAUCGUACGUUUGUAAGACGGAGACAACACAUUGGGGUAUUACGCCCUCUUAAUAUCUAACUAUAUUUUAUUUGUAUUCAGUGUUUUCACAAAAACUGGUAUUUUUUGUAUUUAUCAAAUAUAUAACCCAUUAGCUGUGAGUAAUAUUUUAUAAUAUGUUACUAAUUCAAUUCUAAGCAUAGCAAGGAAUGUAUUCAUUUUACUGUGAUGUGUGCUUUUUUUAUUUCUGCCUAUGAACAACUUUUCUAUUAAAAAUUAAAAAUCAAAAAAUUAUUUUCUGUAUUUGAAUUUUUUUGUGGUAUUUCGUAUCAAGUUGAUGCAUUGAAGAGGUCAUUAUUUUGAUUUACUAAGUGGCUUUCAUAGUUAUUUAGGAAAACCCGGAAAAAACCUUAUUUAUGACAAACUAAUUUGAUUAUAUUUAAAUUGAUCGAUUUUGUUUUUUUACAAGAAAUCUUGUACCAAAAUUUUGUAUAGAUUUAUAGAAGUAGGUUUUUGAUUUUUUGUGUAAUUUUCUUAAUAAUUGAGAAAAACAGUAAAGUUUGUAGUUAAAGUAGUAACGGUUUCAUUAUUUUUGAUUUAAAUUUUUUAUUGUAAUUUAGUUUAAAAUAAUCAUUAGGAUCUGAAAUAUUUAAAGAAUACUUUUAUUAAAGUAUAUUAAAAUAAAUAAAUAAAUCUGACUUAAGUGGUACUUUAAGGAGAUCACUUUUUUGAUUAAUGGGAAAAAUCGAGAAAAUAUAUACAAUAUUAAAAAAUGAUUAUUAAGGAAAAUACAUAAUGCAUACGUAAUUAUUUUACCAUAAUAUGACAUAUAUAAUAUAUAUUCUUCAAAAAGCCACACUAUUAACCGAACUCCACUCAGAAUCGUUUUUCGUUAGCAAUGGUUAAUCGUUGCAUAUAGGUAUACAUUCAAUUUUCCUUCUACAUUCCUAACUUCCACCUACAACAGUAGCCCACCCAUCAUGCGAAGUAUUUCCGCAUCUUUUUUUUUACUUUGACUACCUUUUAAAUAAGUCCGUGGUCCGUACAACGUGUUAAAAAGGUAUGUUAUUUUUCUUGUCAAACAAUAAUGUAAAUGAAAGGUCUUGUUUUAUAAUAGGUCAUAAAUUAAAAUCCAUUAAUUAUGUUAAUUGUCCGUAGACAAAUAAAAAAAAAUACAGAAGUAACAAAUUAACAAAUAAUAUUAAGAAUUAUAUAUACAUAGUGAUUUUUUAAUAUGAAACACCAAUAAAAUUGGUGGUUAAGUUGGAGAUUUUAAGCGAAUUUGUAUUAUAUACGAUUUAUAUAUAAUUGUUUUAAUCAUUAUUAAAUCUAUUUUAUCAUUAAAAAUAGACGUGCUAUUUAUUACUCCUCCAGUCUAAACCUAAAACGAUUAUAACUCAUAAACAGUAAAUCUGAUAGUGUUUUACAAAUUAAAGUUCUAAAAAAUAUUUUCUAUUUGAAUCUGUGUUUGAAAAAAGGGGGUUUCUAUUUGAAAAACAGAGGUUUAUAUUUAUUUAAGGUAUAUAGAGUAGGGGUAAAAAAUUAAAAAUGGUUUUAAAAUAAAGUUUAAACAGUUUUAACAGUAAAAACCUUUGUCUUGUUGGAGCAUUAGGACUUCGUUUUUUGAUUUUUCUUAGUUUCCAUAAUUAUUAUGAAACACUAGGAAAAAACGUAUACAAAUUAGUAAAGUUUACGACAAUAUAGGCUCCAUUAUUUUCGAUUUAGUUUUUUUGUUGUAAUCGUGCUUAUAAUAAUUGUAGUGACCGGAAUUGUUUACAAAAUAAUUAUACAAGUCUUUUCUAAACAUUCUGGCGAUGUUCAGGUUAUUUAUAAACAUUUUACAUUUUCUAGCUGUUUUAGUUUUUAGUUGAUUUUGUCCACACAAAAUUGUUUUGGUUACACAGAAAUACUUAAAAAUUGUAUACAAUAAUAAUUCAUAAACUAUACUUAGUGGUAAAAUAAAAGCGUUAGUCGUUUAUUAUUUUGUUAUUAAUUUAUUAUUUCUUGCAUAAUUCGUAAGUUUUGGAAUAAUUUUUUAGAGUGAUAUAAAAUUUUAUUUUAAUAUGGGACCUAUGGUUUUAAUGAAAAUAAUAAAUGCGAACAUAAAAUUUAAAAUUAUGUUAUUAUAGAUUUUAUUAAUAUUAAUUUUUAUAUUUCAUUUAAUAUUGGAUUAAAUAAAAUAAUUACUUUUCGAUUAAAUUUGACUCCUAUUGGAAUUUAUUUAAAAAAUUAUUAGUUUCUAUGAUAAUAUUUUAUUAGGUUUAUAACAUGACACAAGUUUUAAUCCAAUGUUUGUUCUAUUAAAAAUAUUUUAAUUUAUGGCUAUCGUAUACAUUAUGGCGUAUGAAUGGGUAAGUACCCUUUUAAACCAGUAGCGUCAUUUGGGGGGGGGGUCAGAGGAACCAUUGGUUCUACCCCUUUUUUAUCAUCUGGCCACUAUCGGGCCGGAUAUGAGCUGGUGUUGGGCUAGUUUUAUGCCGCAAGCCUGCAAAUUUGAUUCAUUUUAUUAUGUUUUAUGAUUUAUGUUUCAUACGGCCAUUUUUGGUUUAUUUGCAAAUUACUUAUAGAUGUGAACGGAGCGAGGAAUGUAUUUAUGUUAGAGUGAUGUUUAUUUAAACUUUUUUUCUAUGAAUAACUUUGUACCAGCAAUUUUGCUCUGAUUUUCAAGUGGUGCUUUUUCUGAAAGGAAAUUUUUAUAGAACGGUAUAUUAAAUAAAAGGUGAUUUUUUGAUUUUCCUGAGGGUUUUCAUAAUAAUUGGGAAAAACCUCAAAAAAAUGUAGGAAAAUCGGGAAAAUGUGCGAAAUGUAUUAUUUUCAAAUUGUUAAUAUUAUGGUCUUUCAAAGUAUGUAUAACUGAACUCCGCUCAGAAUAGUUAUUUGUUAGCAAUGAUUAAUCGUUGCGUACAGAUAUACAUUAAAUUUUGCCUCUACCUUCCCAACUUUACGCCUACAACAAUGGUCCAUUCAUCAUGCGAAGUAUAUCCGUUUGUUUUUUUUUUUUAUUGUGCUUUUUGUUACUUACAACUGGUUGCACUUUAGUUCAAAUUACAGGGCUGUUAUAAGAGUCAAUAUAAAUUUUUGAAGAGUGUCCAUUCUGAUUUAUUAUAUUCUACGAUUAUACUAAUUUUUAUGGUGAUAUGAUUAUAUUUUUUGAAAAAAACAAAUAUACUCCAUACAUAUUAGAGCAAAUAGAACAAACAUAGUCAAAUCCCCUCAAACUAAGUAUUCAUGUAGUAGUUAAUAUAUUAGCUACUUUAUAAUACCGAUGUAAUUGAUCAAUUUACAUCUAUUCAUAAAUACCGACGAAAUUUUUAAUAAUUUAUACCUAUGACUUAUAAGUUAUAGUAAGUUAUAAUAUAGCUUUUAAAUAUGUAACUAAAUAUAAUUAAUAACAUAACUUUUUUAAUAUUAUUGUUAUAAUCAUGCGUCUUUAGAUACCUAUAUUAAUAAAGGUAUCUAUAGGGUAGCAACUUCUAUUAAUUAUGUAUUUUUAAAUUCUAAGUGUAUGAGCGAUCUAUUGGUUUUACGUUUUUUUUUUUGUCUAUAAAUAAUAUUCAAAACAUGUUUAAAAUAUCAAUCGCGGUAACCACAUUUUUAAAUUCUUAUUACAAUUUAACGAUUUAUAUGAAUUUUCAGUCAAUUUUUAUAUUUUAAUUGAUAAAAAUGUAUAUUUACAGAUAUUUUGGUUGCUCAUCGAUUCGUAAUCCGGAAAAUUACCAAAUUAUUUACCACAGAUUACGAAUUUUCGAAGCUAACAAAUAUGUGUUUAACGAUGGUGUAAAAUUAUUAAUUAUGGCAAUGGAUGCUUGUUUCAAGGUAGACGGUACUUGCCCUGGGUUUAUAUUCGUAUUUGAUAUGAGAGGUGUUCGACUGGGUCAUCUCACCAGACUUGGAAUAUCGUCAUUGAGAAAAUUCUUUACGUUUAUACAAGUAUAUACGCAUUUUAAUAAUUUAAUUUGUAAAUAGAUGUAUUGUGUAAAUAAUAACAUAUUAUAUUUAAAUAUUUUUUUUUUUAUAUAAUAUGGAAAGUAUUUUUCAGUAAUUAUUAUUUAAGCGUACUCAAUUUAAGAAUUUUUUUGAUUUAUGAACUCAUACAGUAUUGUAAAAUGUAUAAAUUAAUUUUGACUGAAACCUAUUAAAUAUGUACGAACUUAUAACGUUUAUAAUAUUUAAGUAUAGAUUUUCAAAACAUUGAAUUAAAAUUUUAAAUGAAUUCAAACAUAAUCACACCGUCAUUCAAUUUUUGAAUAGGGUGACAAACAUUUGAAAUAGGUUGAUUUUCCCUUCACCAAAUCAUCACCAUUAAUUUAUAUUAAACUUGUGUUGUGAGAGUUAAUAUAGCAACAAAGUAAAUAUAUAUACAUCCACAAAAUUUGCAAGUUAUUCCGCUUCAUUGAAGUAAUACACAUAACAAUAUUUCAUUAUUAAUUACUCUUGCCCAUUAUAGGAUAAAAUUAUACAAAUUUGAAAAGGUCUGACCAAAACAGAAAAUCUGAUAUCUACAAUGAUGAUAAUUACAACAUGGUGUAAAACUAUACGUCAUGAUAAUAAUAGGUACUUUCGAGGCUAAAUUUAUAUUUUGAUAAACAUUCAUCAAUUGAUGCAUACUGAGUUUGAUUUGGAUUUUGUUUCAUUUUGAUAUGGCUUUUCUUAUGUAAUGGUUCAGAUCCUAUUUAAACAUUAGAUAACAGCGGGUUUAGGUUAGGUUUUCCUGCAAUACAAUUGUAUAAAACAGAACAUGGUUAUACCUAUUGCUUCUAAACAUUAUAACGUCCUUGAUUAUGAAAUACUAACCAAGACAUCAAGUUUAAUAUUAAGUGAGAAAUUAUAUAAAUUUAAAAAUAUUUUUUCUAGAACAAAACGGUUUAGAUAUUUUAUCAAAAAAUAUUUGUAUUGAGUAAUUUGUUCAAAUUAAUUAAGUUAAAAGAAAAAUAGUUUUAUAUAAUUAAUUAUUUAUAAUGAUUUAUCUUACUAUUUUAUAAAAUAUGAACAUAUAGAUAUUUUGCAGGAUGGUUUACCCGUUCGUCUUAAGGGAAUACAUGUCCUCAAUACUCAUUCACUUAUUGACAAAAUUAUGAUGUUGGUUAAACCGUUCAUAAAAAAGGAGUUGCUGAGUUUGGUAAAUAUUAAUUUAUUAUUUUCGCUAUAUAUUUUUAAUUAACUAUAUGUCUCUAUCUGCUAUAAAAUUGACCGAAAGCCAAUGCAAUUUAACCAUAAACAAUAAUUGCAUUGAAUUGAAGUGAAUUCAAUUUGAUUAAAAAUAUAAGUAAUAAUUUCUACUAAUAUAUUGUUAUGCGUAUUAAAUUAUAGGAGGCAAAUUAUUAAACCAAUCAGUAAGUUUGAAAUUGACUCGUGCUUUCAUAUAAAUCUUACACUUAGGUACUUAAAACCACCUACAUAGAUGAGCACCGGUCGAUCGAAAUUCCUUAUCUCGACAAAAACCUGUAUAAUAUAAUAUAUUGAUAUACUAUAUAUUAUAUUAUUACAUUAAGUAUAUUGUAUAUUAUAAUAUACUUAUCAAUAUCGUUUCAGAUUCGUUUUCACACAGAAAGCGACCAAGAGAACAUUUACGAAGCGGUAUCGAAAUUGAGUUUACCCGAAGACUACGGUGGUCAGGGGCCAUCCAUCGAAAAAUUACACGGUACGUACGCAAACUAUAACGUAUUUAGGUUACUAACACGCUCUGUUUUUCGUGCGGUAUGUCCGGGUAUAUCCUCUGUUACCAUGAUAAUUAUUGUACGUUCUACGGCCGUACAUACACGAUUUUACGCCACUAUUAUCGCUACUUAUUCUUGACGAGAUGCAUACACGCAUUACGAAAAUUUUAUUACGGUCGACUGCGCACCGAUAAUAAGCAAACAGCUUUAAGAGUUACGACUAAUGGAAAAUAGAAAAAUUGUUAUUAGGUAAGAAUGCGUUAUUAACACAAACAGAAGAGUAGAGCUUAUGGGGAUUUUUAAGUUCCUAUAAUAUAUAAUCAAUAAUAUGGGGACUCAAGCGCCCACCCCUCAAAAAUAAAUAUGUAGGCUGUUUGAACUUAUAUAUCUUAUAGGGCAGUGAUUUUCAACCUUUUACGAAUAGCGACAACCUAUUUUUUUUUUUAUUUAAAAUGACCUCUUCAAAUAUCGUUUACUAGAACUUGAAUAAUACGGUGUACAGUAUACACGAUGCUUAUGGUUUUUAGUGACCUCCAGAUUGAAAACUACUGCUAUAGAGGAUGCAUAUACAUUACAAAUUUAUGUAAUCAAAACAAAACGUUUUUCACUAUUGUAUUGUAUUGCAAUGAUUGAAUUUGGCUAGUAUUGCAGUUAGACAUGUUCUCCAUCGACUAUGCAAGGUUAGGUUGGCUCCAAACCAAUUUAUAAUUUAUUGAAUCUGUUCCUUAUAUUAUAAUCAAGAAAUAAUAUUUUUCAAAUAUUGGUCCUCAAAAUAUAUAAUAUAAUAACAAAGCUACAAAUUUAAUAAUUUAAAUUAAUUUUUAAUAUUUAUUAAUUUAUAUACUUAUAAGUGACUUGUAUACAAUUGUAUGCGAUUCCACUUUUAGUUAUAUAUUUAAAAAAUUAUGAUUUUGAAAAUAUAAUAUUGCGUACCUAAUAAUAGAAUUUUUAUAAUCAAUAUAUUAUUUACGAAAUAAAUAUUGUGAGUACUAAUUUAAGAAUGAAAUCUUGGGGGGUAAUUCAAUAGUACUCGUAUAUUCAAAUAAUUUUUUUUUACUGUCCCUACAUUACUUAUUAUUUUCGUAGUUCGUCGGAAACUCGUUAUUUCGUAAUGUAUACAUUUCAACUUUCAUGGUUCAUGUAGAAACUAUUUAAUGAAAAUAGUAUUACUCGUACGUGUUUCGUAAUUUAAAUGGUAAACUCACGUUUUUUGUUUGUUUUUUCACAUUAUAACGGUUUUUUAGCAAAUACCAUAGCAUAAUAAUAUAGAUACUACGACGUUUUGUGUUUCGUCGAAAGGCAUGUUGGUGACUAACCAUGUAUUCCAACAAAUCGUUUUGUAUUGCACGAUUGUUUAUCGAAAUGAUGAUUGAUAUCUUUAUUUUUUCGUUUUAAUUUGUUCGAGUUUUCGUGAUGAACUUCAAUGGUGAUAAGAUUAAAUUUUUCAAACUUUCGUCAAUAUCAAUUGUUUUGUAAUAUUCCAAGAAUUAGUAAUUAGUAUGAGUUAAUAGGUCAUUCAUUUAUUUAAAAUUAAAAUAAUUGUAGUCACCAAAAAUGCUCAACAAACUAUACCCAUCCUACCUUAAUUAAACUAAAAAUUGUUUAAAUACUCGAACUGGCAACCGCCCAUGACCAUGGUCUAAAUAUAUUUUAAUUUUUUCUCAUAAUAAUUUCAAGUGGUAUAUAAAUAUUAUCGUUUAAUAUGUUAAUACAACAUAAUUAUUAAUAAAAAGUUUUACGUGACUACCUGCUUAUUGUUUGUAAAAAUAUAGUCUUUCAAAACUUAACUUUCUUCCUCUCAUUUUGUAUACACUAUGUAUACACACAACACACAUCACAUUACGUACCUGCAUCGCAUAGUCACGAGUUGAUACGAUAGCACUAAGUCACACACGAAUUUGACCCGAUGCAGGAAAUAACAAUGGAAAUUUGCAAUUUACAGUCUAUUCUAAUUUUGAAUUAAUUCGGUAGUUAUAGGUUCACCUUAUUAUCAUCUUUUUGUAGUUUUGUCAAGUACGCUCAGAUGUAUUUUGAUAAUCGUUGGUAUUCGAGAUGUAGGUACCUAUUUUUUUUUUCUGAGUAGACGUUUAUUUAUUUUAUUCUCGUUUUUCUAAAAAAUAAUAUGUAUUAUUUUAAAUUAACUAUACACGAUGUGUAUAGUUACUAAAUACACGAUUACUUACUCAAUACUGUGACGCUUUGCAAAUAUUUUUUUUUCUAGUUUUGUUUUGAAAAUUGUUUAAGUAAAAAUAAAUAUCGAAUUUAUAAACUAACCAGAAAGCCCUUGGGUAUAAAUUAAUAUUGCAUACAACGAUAUAGAAAGUAUUUAUAACUGUAAAUUUUGUUGUAUAUUCGAAUAAAUGCUAAUGAAAUAAAUAUUGGUUACAUGAAUACUGAUUGAAUAUUUCUGUUUUGAUAUGAUGAAAUCGGUAUUCUUAUAAAUUUGUAUUAUACAGUUCACUUUUCCGAUUGGAUGAAAUUAAUGAGACCGGUGUUCGAAAACGAUUAUCAAUACAAAGCUGAUGAAUCGAAGCGGUUGAAAAAGUCCAAGAAAAGCUUGUCCACGUCGUUCAAAUCAUUGGAACUUGAUUGAUUGUAAUUCUUUUUACCAUCAUAAAUCUUCCACUCUACAAAACAAAAUGGAUAAAAUAUAAUAAUAUUAAUUUAUGGGCUGCGGGUAGAUAAAAUAAAAUCAAAUUUGUUAUUUAUUUUAUUUGAAGAAAAAAAUGUAUUCUUUAUUGAUAAGAUAUAACCUGAUAAAAACUACUAUGAAGUGAAUUCACCAUAUCAGACAUUAUAAAUUAAUUAUGUAAUGUAUAUAAGAAUAUAAUAUUAUAUAGGUAUACUUUAUGUUAAAGCCGGAAAUGUCCUUUACAGUACAUUUAAUUUAUCAUAAUAAUAAUAUAUUCAGUGGCUUAAGUGCGUUUAUUUUUAGGAGAGGAGGAAGUUUUUUUAUAAUUAAUGUAUAAUUUUAAAAGUAAAUCGACAAUGGAAAAUAAUUAUAAUUAUUAGUUAAUUAUAAUAAGUACCUUUUGCGUUUUAUAAAAUAAAACCUGCUCUCAUUUUUGUAUUAUUGCUGAACUUUUAGUUACCUAGUAAUUUUAAUCUUUAUUCUUUAAUCAAGGCAUUUUAUUUUCACCCCAAAUGAUGGGUUACCAAGGGCCAUCAUUGUCUGUAGUGCUUAUUAUGAGUAGUAGUAGUAGUAGUAAGAGAGGUAUAGAUUAGGUCCUAUAUCUACGCCAUUGAAUAUAUUAUUAGUUGAGUUAUAAAUAUUUUAUUUAACUGUGGUGUAUCUACCUAAUUUUAAGUAAAUCAUUAUUGUAUUUUUUUUUUGUUAAUUGAAAUUUAAGUAUGAAUGUACUCAAAAUUGUUGAUUACUGUUUUAUUUAUAUAUAUUGAUAUUAUGUAUACACAUUAAAUAUAUAUAUAUAUUUGAAUAAAUAUGUUUUGUUAAAAUAUUAUAUUUCUGUAAAUGUAGAAAAAUAUGAUAUGAACUGAAAUUAAUUUUAACCAAAUUUCUAGACUGGUUUUUGGGACAGUAAAUUACUAUACUAAGUAGUAAAGUGAGUUACACACCUACACAUAAUCUAAGUUACAAGGGAAUGUUUUAAAUUGUAAUACAAAUUCUAAAAAUACUUAUUAGAUACAUAGAAUUUGUAAAAAAACUUCAAGGGCAAAAUUAUAACCUAUAAUCCUCUCCUGGUUGUACCACUAAUUUCAAACAAAAUUAUAAUCAACUAUAUUUUAAGUAUGCAGAAAUAUAUAGUAUUAUAAAACAAUUUUUUUUUUUAAGUCUAAGCCAGAAUCAACUUAUUAUUUCUUUAUAAUUUAUUUUAUUUUAUUUUUACAAUCAGUAUCUAAUGUUAUUAGUCCAACUUUAUGUUAGGUAAAGUUGACAGGACCGUAAUUUUUCUUUUAUCAUGUUUGUGUAUAAAUAAUUAAGUUUAAUUGCAUAGGUACACGUUUAUUUUUAUAUAUACUUAUAUCUAGC
Cinara cedri is the source of this 26027-nucleotide messenger RNA. NCBI's taxonomy places the organism in Eukaryota, Metazoa, Arthropoda, Insecta, Hemiptera, Aphididae. The record is from the annotation of a GenBank genome assembly.